AACUCGAGCGUCCUCCCCUUCCGACUCGCAUUCGCUCUCUGACCGCCGACGGAAGCACACGCGCCGAGUGGACCAGGAAGUUUGGAUACGUUUUAGCCUUUCCUUUGUGAUCCGCCGGUGUCCUUCUCUCCUCGUGGUGUAAACGCCUGAGAAAUAGCCAGCAGCAUGAGAAUCCUUGGCUUCGUGGGCGUGAUGCUUCUCGCGCACCAAGCCUCUGCUUGGUUCUGCUACAGCCACAACCCUGGCGAUGAAAGCUGGUCGGUUGUGCCUUGUUUCUCCGGUUCCUGUUACUCGGUGGGAGCAAAACUCUUGGGCUUCGGCGACGCCAAGAAAGGCUGCGCAGACGAUGUGCAUGCGAACGUCUGUGAGGCAGCCAACCUGAAAGGCCUGGCUUCGCAGCACGUGUGUUUCUGCAACUCCAUCCUCUGCAACAGCUCCUCCGACGUGGCCCCGUCUCUCCUGUUGCCUCUUCUGGUUCUGGCUUACUUCCUGUGGGUGUGAAUGGAGACCGGUGUUGCUCGGCGGGUCGACUGUGUCCAUUUAAAGUUUUGAGGAUUCGUCGUCGUCCUCCUCUUUGUUCUUCUCUUUCUCCUUCACCUCCUCCUCCUCUAUCUCCUCUUUGUUCUUCUUCUCCUUCACCUCCUCCUUCAACCUCCUCUUCCUCCUCCUCCUCUUUGUUCUUCUCUUUCUCCUCCUCCUGCUCCUCCUCCUCCUCCUCCUCCUCUUCCUCUUCCUCUUUGUUCUUUCUCCCCCUCCUCUUCCAUCUCCUCCUCAUGAGUUUCCUGCAUAGAACUCCUGCUGUUUUUUAUUGAUUUUCUCAUGUUAUUUGGAUACUUUAGAGCCAUCGUUCAGACCAACCUUGGAGGCGCCUCAUAGAUUCUAAAAGGAAGACAAUAUUUUUGCCUCAAUGAUCUGCUUACACUGCUCGGACUAUCAACUACAAGGAACCACAUAUUUUAUACAAUUUGUCACUGUGAUAAUCUUAAUGCUCUUGUAAAAUUCCUAAAUAGUAGGGUGGUGAAGAUAUACUGAGGACAUGCAGUAUUUAUGCCACCAGGUGUGUGAAUACCCUGUUGCUAUCCCCAAAGUACUUGACAGGAAUUCCCGCUGGAAAUUAAGGCUUUUGCCUCUAUUUCAUAUUUCUAUACCGUGUGCUUCCAUUUAGUUUCGUUUUCCAUGCUGAAAUGUAACUAAUGUAUUAAAUUAAAUGUUCAAAUAGGUUUUUUCUAUUUUAUAAUGGAAUUUCAAAAGGGUUAACCCAAUUCUAUGUUUAGGGUGAUAAUACCCAACUGUGCAGUGCAUUACAUUUAUAUAUAUCUAUAUAUAUUUUGACGUUGUCCACAUAUUCUAAGAAUGUUCAACAGGAUCUAGUUACAUGUUAAACUAGAAUAAGCUUUCUUUCAGUUUAGAAAAAUGUAAAUAGUACAUUUCAAGCUUAAGAAUAACUAUGCAGUGUAUUUUACAUUGAAGGGUCCUUGCAACAAAUAAUAUAAUACAUGUGGUAUUUGAAAGAAAAGUUUUACAGUGUAAAUCAAACAUAUUCUGAAUCUGCAAGAUCAUAACAUUAGCAUAUAAUUUGGACAUACUUUGGGUAUUUUACAAACCUCUUCCUCAACGAUAUGAAGCUUUUAUACCAGGAAAUUUGGAUGUCUGGAAAUGCAUAUUUUCACAGCUGAUGAAUAGAAUCCAAGCGAUGUAUUUUUUAAACAUUUCAGUGUAAAUGUUUGUUUUUUGUUUACAUUUUAAUGAUGUUCAAGUACAAUUUGACAUACUCAAAAGUAAUUGAAGCUUAUCAAACCAAUAUUUUGUCUUCAAAAAUAAAUUUGUAGAAAAACA
Penaeus vannamei (Pacific white shrimp) is the source of this 1836-nucleotide messenger RNA. The record is from RefSeq and is a predicted model, not a curated record. NCBI's taxonomy places the organism in Eukaryota, Metazoa, Arthropoda, Malacostraca, Decapoda, Penaeidae.